CGCCCAUCUGACCCCUCCAAGUCCUGGCCUUUCUCCCAUCCCUCCGUCUGCCUGUCUAUUCUCCUCACCUAGGGGCGUAGCGUCUGGAGGAAAUCAUGGUGUUCGCUCCAGGUGAGAAACCUGGAAGCGAGCCAGAAGAGGUGAAGCUGCAGAAAGCCAGCAAACAGAUUGUGCAGAAUGCCAUCUUGCAGGCCGUGCAGCAAGUCUCCCAGGAGAGCCGGCAGAGGGGGGACAGAGCCCGUGACAGCCGGGGCAGCCUCCAGCUGGGCGUCGGGGAAUUAACCAAGAAGCACGAAAAGAAGUAACACCAUCGAUUUGGCUCUUGUCACCUGCUUGGUUUCGGCCUUCCUCUUAGUAUAGGAUGUGUUGCCAAAAUGUUGCCAGUAAAGCAAACCAAAGUGUCAUCGGCAUCUAGAAGUAGGAUGAAUUCGCGCUAGCCCUUGGCUGAGAUGCACUGUUUUGAAAAAGUGCGUUAGAUGAUUCUGUUUAUAUUAAUGCAGUGCCUCUGAAAUGGAGUGGGCCCAAACAGGACACUGUAAUUGCAGAAGUAGUUUUGCAGCACCAUUUAUUUUUAAGGUCCCCCGCGCCGAGAUUCUGUGUUGCUUGUUUACUUUUGCUUUUUACGUACCAUUCUGUGAGUUUAAACAGCGACCCUUUUCGCUGAGAUACUGAGUAUGGUACUGUGUUCUUUGUAUUUUAAAAAGACAUGCUGGAAAGGUGAAGGUAUGGGGUUUGUCAACUUCAAAUAUGGAAUUGAAGGCUUCACUGGGUUCAGGUCCAAGAUCAAAUGGAGCCAAGGCAAAUUCUAAGACUCAGUCUCUCAGGAUCUUACAAGGCAUUAUUUAUAUUACUUUUUAGAAAGGAGGGGUUUAACUUUUAAAGGACUCAGUUUUUUUUUUUUUUUGUUUGUUUGUUUGUUCGUUUGUUUUUUUGGUCUCCGUUCUCUCCAUGGUUUGAUAGCUGGUCUUUACUCUCUGUGCAGAAAUCCUUUGGAAAUAGGGAUUUCUUUUUCCAUCUAAAAUUAAAAUAAGACAAGUGAUAGAUCUAGAUGCAUGAGUUGCCAAUGACUGUUUUUUCGAAGCCCCAUGAAGAGCAACCGGAACCAUAGAUUCCAUUUACAAACACUAUGUUAUCAUCAGGUUAUGUCGUCGCAUUAGUACCUUUCUAAUAGGAGCUUCUCUUUUCCCACCCACAAAUUAAAAUUAUAUUUUCAAAGUCAUGAAAAUCAUACAUAUCAGGACUAAAUAACACUGAACAUAGGAAAAACCAAUUUUUAAUUCUCUGAAGCAUGAAGAUAGAGUGGGAACAAUAAAGUAACCGUGUUUUGGACAAUGCUGUUAUGGAGAUAUAUGUGCAUAUGAAAAAAGCCAUUAUUAUAGCAAUGGUAUGAUCUUGGCUCCACUCCCAUGAAAUAAUGCAUAUCUUUCUAGAGUCAUUACAAUCCCACAGUCUGGGUUUCACCACAGUCAUUGAGUUGGUGCUACUGAAGACAGAGAAAGAAUUUGGCCUUUAGUAAAAACCCUGCGGCUUCAGAAUAUUAAUGUCUACAUUUGAUAGUUUUUUUUUUUUUAAAAAGCCAGGAUCAGCAUAUAUGGUACGACUGAUAUUAAGAUAUACUUCUAGAAUUCCAGUAUGUUAUGCUUUCCACAAUGGAUACUAUUGAUUAUAGUAGAUAAAUGGAAGCACUCACCUAUCAGUUUUCUUAGAUUAUCUCACAUGAUGCACAGCUGGAAAAAAAAUCACAGGAAGAAAGGCUAUGAGAGGGAGCAGAGGGAGUUAAAAUUUAAGUGUGAUUUAUUUGUAAAUAUUUUUUUUGCAGAGCUCAUGAUAAUCGAAGAAUGAGUUUAAGUUGAUCUGAAGUCAUAUAAUUGAUAUGGUAUGAUUGCACAGUCUGUAGAUAAUGAAUAAUUAGUAAGGUAAAUUAUUCAGAAGGAUUUACUAUAAAAAGUAAACCCAAUGCUUGUAGUCUGCAAGUGAUCUAGCACCAUGCGUACUAAGCUGUCUGGUUAUAAAUAGUCCUGGACCUUGCUGUCAUAUCAUAUGGCGAAAAUACAUAAAUGCACUAUCUUUCUUCUCUGGUGUGUCUGUGCUAAUUCAUUGAGGAUCUUUGAGAACAUUUGAUUAACUUCGGUAUCUAAACAUUAUUUGUAAAUAAAAUAUAUCCA
Molecule: messenger RNA, 2165 nt
Organism: Mustela lutreola (European mink)
Lineage: Eukaryota; Metazoa; Chordata; Mammalia; Carnivora; Mustelidae
Gene: AKAIN1
Product: A-kinase anchor inhibitor 1
Exons: 2
Coding region: 96-305 (69 amino acids)
Source: RefSeq, a predicted model, not a curated record